Messenger RNA from Callorhinchus milii (elephant shark), 1631 nucleotides. RefSeq names its product CCN family member 1. The transcript has 5 exons. Gene Ontology annotation, biological process: signal transduction. Lineage: Eukaryota; Metazoa; Chordata; Chondrichthyes; Chimaeriformes; Callorhinchidae. The record is from RefSeq and is a predicted model, not a curated record. Gene Ontology annotation, cellular component: extracellular region. The coding region runs from base 37 to 1173 and encodes 378 amino acids. Gene Ontology annotation, molecular function: protein binding.
GGGAGUCUGAAGUUUUGAGAGAGGAGAGAGAGAGAGAUGGAAGCACACUUGUGUCUAACCCUUAUUGUGCUCUGUUGGUUGCCUCUGGUGGCGAGCAGCUGUCCAGCGGAGUGUCACUGCCCUGAUGCCCCUCCGAGCUGCACCCCGGGGAUCAGCCUGGUCCUCGACCGCUGUAACUGCUGUAAGAUCUGCGCACGGCAGUUCAAUCAGGACUGCAGCCCCACGGAGCCCUGCGACCACAUCAAAGGACUGGAGUGCAACUAUGCCACCAGUGACGUUACUGAGCGGGGCAUCUGCAGAGCAAAAUCCGAAGGAAGGCCAUGUGCGUUCAACGGGAAUAUCUAUCAGAACGGAGAGAACUUCAAACCCAACUGCAAGCACCAGUGCACCUGCAUUGAUUCAGUGGUGGGCUGUAUGCCCCUGUGUCCCCAGGAGCUCUCCCUCCCCACCAUGGAUUGCCUCAAACCUCAGUUGGUGAAAAUAUCAGGUCAGUGCUGCGAGGAGUGGAUGUGUGACAGCAAUCACAUUGGCGAAGACUCUGGUGACACCACCGAGGAAGCGGAUGACUCGAUGAGUUAUGAAGAGAUUGAAGACCAGCCCGAUGCAGAACCCCUCUCCAGCAACGAGCUCAUGGACCUGGUCAGAGCGGGGAUCAAUAUCCAACCAGCCUGGAGAUUGCAAGCCCAAGAACAGAAAUCAGACAGGCCAAGGUGCAUAGUCCAGACCACUGAAUGGUCCCAUUGCUCUAAGAGCUGUGGCAUCGGUAUCUCUACCAGAGUGACUAAUGACAAUCCUCAGUGCAAACUGAUGAAGGAGACUCGCUUGUGCCAACUCCGUCCCUGCGGCCUUUCAACCAACACCAACCUCAAGAAAGGCAAGAAGUGCUUCAGGAUGAAGAGAGCCAAGGAGCCUGUGCACUUCACGUACGCGGGAUGUACUAGCGUGAGGAGCUACGAGCCGCGAUGGUGUGGCUCCUGUACCGACGGCCGGUGCUGCACCCCCUCCCAGACCCGCACCAUUCACGUCCGGUUCCGUUGCGACGACGGUGAGACGUUCUCCAAGAGCGUGAUGUGGAUCAACAAGUGCCGCUGCCACUACAACUGCCCCCAUCAGAAUGAGAUCUCCUACCCUUACUACACGUUGCACAAUGACAUUCACAAGUUCUCCGAGUAGAACGUGGUGAAGACUGGUCUCCAAACCCUUCCCGAAACAAAACCGUACGCAGUGCAAAACUGUGGCAGCUAAUUGCCAUGUCUACUUGUUCACUUUACUGCCUAUUAAACUGAUAUCUCAAGUCUACACUGGCAGUCAUACCAGUCCAAGUUACUGACCCGCUUAUCAGAUGCUAAAGUCUAGACUAAUAGCCAUUUGCAGAAUCUGCCUUCUUUGACUCUAAACUUCCAGGACUGGUCAUGUCUAUCUGUGAUGCCCGUUGACUUUAGAUCCCAGUGGUCCAUCUGCAGUACAAUAAUCUGGGUCUCUGACCUCCUUCCUUGGUGGGCUAUUCACUGCAUUAAGCAAACCUAUUGUUUUAAGAUUCUCAGUAAUUAUACGCAAAGGCUGCAUUGACUGGAAAAGAUCUGGGAAGCAAACCCUUACUUACUUUCCCACAGUUUUUAAAAAGGAAAGGA